GUAUCGGGCGUGAUCAAGAUUAGAUCAUACCAUAAAUGAAACGAAUUCUGAAAAGCCCUGCUUAAUGAGUUCAUCGAUGUUGUCCCUUGGUCUUAUGAUGAUAUGCCGGGAAUGGAUCCUGAGAUUGUGCAGCAUUGCAUUCAUACCUUUCCAGGCCUGAUUAGGGUUAGGGGGAAUAGGCUGGCGAGAAGGAGAAUUCUAUUUCUUCUUCUAUUUCCCACUCCCUGUCUACUAAAUGAGUGUGUUAGAGCGAGCGAGUGAAGCCUUCAAUUGAUUUGAAAACCCUUUUCCCUCACCCUAUUCUUUCCUUUCCACUUAAGCUUCCCCGGUUUGUGGGAUUAAUUGAUUGGAUAACUGAUCACCAUAAUCUUUCCUAGGAACAGCUUCUACGACGAUAGAUAAGUGUCAGGUUUGUUUGGUAUCUAUGCCCCCUGCCCUCCAAACGGUAUGGGAGCCCAAGCACUUAUUUGUUGAGGCGAAACCAAUCCAAUUCGGAGUUGUUGAUGUUUAUACCGAUCGAUCAUAGAAGAAAAUUUCUUAUUCGUUCCGCUCUCAGAUCGUUGUAACCUAGUGAAAACAAACAAGAGCAAAAUGAUAGGUUCCCUAUUAAAUGAGGCAUGGAACAAAGAAGUCGAUUUGCUUUAUAAAAAGAAGAUAUCAAUGAACUUCUAUGAAAUGGUUUUACGGGAUUCAGCCAAUUGUCUUGAUCGUGGGAUAUUAUUGAGAAAUAGGAAGAAUUUCGGCUGCUACCAUCGUAGCAGCAUGUAUCAGAGCCGAAAUAGGAGUAGGUCCUUCCAUUGCAUCUGGUAACCAUACAUGAAGAGGAAUUGUGUUGAUUUAGCAAUUGGACCAAAAAAUAAUAGGAAGGCACAAAAUAAGACAUUUAUAAACAGCUCUACCAUAAUUCUUAGCGGAUAAACCCAGUUUCGGUUUAAUAGUACAUCCCAAUAGGGGGCGACCAUACUUGUUCAAUUUAUCUCUCUCAACUUGAAUACCGUGAGGCGGGCCUUGGUAAGGCCAGCCUUACCAGGUCUCCCUUGAAAAUUUGGCACUUCGCUGUCAAAGCCAUGUGGCGCCGAUGUCUCUCCGCAUUGGUCAACAUGCGGUCAUUAACCACAAGCCAAAACCAAACCCUACCUGUCGAUGAAGAAAUUUUAGAGCUAGCGCCAGAGAUGAAAGAAAAGAUAGGGAAUCUGUCUUUUCAUAGUUAUCUUCCCAAUAAAAAAAUAUUCUGGUGAUAGGCCCUGUUCCUGGACAGAAGUAUAGUGAAAUCACCUUUCCGCCGAAUUAGAAGCCUUUGCGCAAUUUGCUUCCGAUCUCGAUAAAGCCACUCAGAAUCAAGUGGCAAGAGGUCAACGGUUGCGUGAGUUGCUUAAACAAUCCCAAUCAGCUCCAAAACUGGACAUGAGAGUUUCUUCUCAUCCAGCUCCUCGCCAAAUGAAAUGCUUAAAAAAUGGGAUUGGUAAAUAAUAUAAUAUAUAGAAUUAUUUCUUUUAUUAAAAAAUGAAAACGUUGUGUAUUUAGUAUAAACUUGUAUUGUAUAUUUUGUUCCAUUCUCAAAUCACUGAACUUUUGAAGUCUCGUUACUGUAGUGGACCAAUUCGUUAAAAUACCGCUGAGUCAUUUUUUAUUAACAUAAUGACACUGAGCCCUUAUUGCAGCCCGCUCUACUAAAUCGGCUGCUUUUUUUUGUACAACUAGCUACGGGGUUUUCUAUGACUUUUUACUAUCGUCCGACCGAACCCCUAUAGCUAUAAUAUAAGAUACGGCCGGAAGUUUCAUCUUUAGUCUUAGGCUGCACUAUUCGUUGAAGAUAAAAGUACAUCGAACCCAUAUGAAGUUUUACCAUGAGCAGAUUGAAUCGAUUGGGCCCUUAUCAGGGCUCCUCUCUAUCCUUCCAUCCAUAAAGACAUGUAAUAUCAUCUCCGACUGAGCUAGAAAGCGAGCAACUCAUCUUUCGAGAGGGAGUCCGACUACCAAUCAUCAAUAGGCUAAUAAGAGACAUAGAAGCAAUAAGUCGCGGGUAGCUUUUACAGUAGGCUAUAGCUACUCGUUGGUCUUAUUUUGACUAGGCUUCGGUAGGGAAAGAAAAAAUGUCUUAGUAGAUGAAAGUCUCAUUAACUGCGCCGAAUCCCUACUUCUUGUUGCUAGCAAAUGAGAAAAGACUACUUCUUGGACUAUAGCCGACACCAGAGAAGUCCACUUACUUUUUAUUUGGUUAAUUCCAAAUCGAAUUUUUUGAAUAGAUUUAAUUGGAAUAAUGUAAAAUAGGCAAAGGCUGAGGGAUUUUAAGGUGGAAUAUGGCUUCUAUGGAAGUAAGAAAAAUUAUUCCGUUCUAAUCCUCCCGGGACGAAAGCUAGCUCACUGCCUCACACCACUCUGGAGAAUUGGCACCGCACCCUAACCCUCUAGUCGUAUGGAUUGAUUCGAAUAAAUAUGGAAUUAUUGCCCCGCGCACAUUCUAUAUUUUCCCACGAAAGAUCCUUUUUUGGCUCUCUCUUUAGCCCUAUGUCUCUUACCCCUAGGAGGUUUUCCUCCACUAGCAGGUUUUUUCGGAAAAUUCCAUUUAUUCUGGUGUGGAUGGCCGGCAUGCCUUUCUUUUUUCGGUGUCUUCUUUGAUUUUAUAGAAUAGCCUCCGCUGCUGCUAAAGGCUUAUUGGUAGUUUUUAGGCCAGUGAAACUGUCCCUGUAGCUAAAGUAAAGAUUCAUGAAGCUAAGCACGGAAAAUCAAGAUCAAUUACUAGAUGAUUCCCCAAUUCUUAACUGGAGGGGGCACCAAAGGCCUCCCAGGAUUAGGGAAAAACAGCUCUGAGUGCCCUAUCCUUCCACAUGAAAAAGAGAAGUACGAGAGGCGUUCGUAAAAAACAGGAUACCACUCUGUCACCUUCCUUUUAAUCGACGUGAUCUUAAUGCCCCGCCUAACCGGUUUACAAAGAUCAAGCCAAAAUCUUCUUUAUAGGUGUUGAGCAUCACAUAACAUACGUCGAACAUCUGUUGCCUCGGUAUAAAGAACUAUAGACGGAACCCACAGGCAUUCUUUCUCCAAAGAGUAGGGCCCAAUGAUACAAAUGUGGAAAGCUUUUUUCUUCACUAUUGCCAGUUGGUUUAGCGCCUCUCUUUCUAGGUGCUCAUUCCUGUGAGCAACCAAAAGGGCCCGCCCUGCGAGGCCAGAGUGGGCUCAGCGGUCAGACACCAUUCGAAUUACGUUAGGGGGUCUUUCACUUUUGCCAGAUCUAGAGAGAUACUACGAGUCCUCCGUCCUAGAUUCCUUCGCUGCGACCAUCUGGUUCACCGGUACUACCAAAAAGUCUCAUGCUUACGUUACUGUUACUGAUGGUUUAAUUAACAUCGAAGUUGUUGGUACUAGAUAAAAGAUAAAUCAUAAGAUGCAUGAUAUGAUUGAGAAUUGAGAUGCAUGUUAAUAUGUAGAGUGAGCAUUUCUACGUAAUAACAUAUCUUUCUAUUUCUGUUUUUAUUUUUCUGCCUAUAAAACUCGAAAAUCCACCUAAACAUAUUUAUCAUUCAUUAUUUUUGCGAAUUAAGAUGAGUAGUUAGGUGUGAGUAGCUAUGCUUUAGAAAUCCUUGUGGAAUACGAUCAUAGACAUUUCUAAGAUUUAUGACUUGAUUGUAUUUGAUCUGCAUUAAUAAGACUACUACACGAAAUGCACAUGAAAUGAUGGAAAUCAGCUCCCAAUAUUCUUCUCCUUGAUCCUCUUCUCUUCCUCUUGGCCUCUUCUUUUUCUUGUUCUUCAAUGGAAACUAAACACUUUAUCUCUCUAACUUGUGGGUCGUGAAAUUUUGAUUUGUCCCGUGAACUUUGAUUGACUGUUUUGCCCUACUUAGCUCGGAGAUCACAGUACGGAGAUUCCAAUCAUGAUCUUCUCUUGUGGUCGUGAACAUGUACAUACCGUGAACUUUGGGAUCACGAUUGAAUCUUCGCAUCUUCAUUUUGCCCGUGAACUCUUCUCGCCUUUUUUCCUUACAGUUGAUGCUCUAUUCUUUCUUAAUUUCUUUAAACCCACACACUUUGACCUAGUUAAGCUCAUAUACAUGAUAGGAAGUGAAUGAAGGCUAAAAAAUGAAUUUAAAUAUUCUUUGAUGCACAAUUAUGACAUGAAAAUACCAAGAUUGAGGGUAAAUAACAUCAAUUUCGGGUGUUAUCACCAAUGCUCUUUCAUUACUAGUUGUUGAAAAGGUUUUGAAGUUGUUGGCACCUCCUAUUUCAAUGAACUCAGAUGUAUGGUUACAUGGUGCUCCAAGAACUGGGCAAGGGAGUGGAUCCUAUCAGUAACCUUGUAGUGUAACUGUGCAUAAUCCAAUCCCAAUCCACCACAUCAGCAGCCCUCGCUCUCCUAUAGAAAGCCUUUAAUUUUUUCCGCUCCAAUCUUUACCGGACGAUUUCUCUCUUAUUUUGAGUCAGUUUUUUUUUGCACAGAUAGAUCAGAUUAAUUGUACUCUUCAAAAUGAUAUACACUUUGAUAUAUUUUUCGAACAAAAAAAAUUUGAAGUAUUUUUUACCAGUCCAUACCAUAUGGUAUUGAUUGGUAUUCAUGCCAUAUGGUAUGUUCGUGUACCACAAGAUACCAAUCCCCAUACCAGGGUGCUAUAGUGUGGUAUUUUUUGGUCAAAUAUUUUUUUCAUCUAGAAAAUUUUAGAUCCAAUAGAUCAUGAGUAACUCAUUCCUUCUGUGCAAAAAUUUUCAAAAACGACUUAAAACGUAGGAGAUACCAUAUGGUAUGGAUCUCAUUUUGUAGAACACAGCGUACUUGUUCCAUCUGUGAAAAAAAAAUGAAAUCCGAGCUACAACGAAGAAGAUAAGAGUCAAUUAAGAAACUAGAGAAAAUAAAAUAUCUUUAAUUCUCCACCCACAAAUCUGAAUUUUCUGGGCCCACUAAAACAAGAAGUUCUAGAAUUAGUUAUGCACCCUAACUUGAGCCCACCAAGACAUUUUGCUAAGCCAGAGUUUACAUAUUGUUGUUAUGUAUGUCGGUGAGUUUGAUCUGGAGGGAGAGAUGUGGAGGUGCUCGCAUGUAUGGCUUAAUUUAAAAAAAUUCAGAGCUGAAUUUAAAAUUUUAUUUUAAGCAUAAAUAAAAGGGUAUGUCUAUGGUGACAUGCAUGUCACCGUAACUUGCACUUUUAGGUCGACCUCAUAUAGGAUUAGGUCGACCUAAUCUGCACUUUUAGGUCAACCUCAUAUAGGAUUAGGUCGACCUAAUAUGUCGUUUCAGUUUUGUGAGGUUCUCGAAUACACUAAUGUGGGCACACUGAUGACUUAUCACGGUCAACCUUUAAAAUGUAGUGUCCGACCGUUUGUAGUUUAAGUUGUCAUUGUUGGUUGACCACAAUAAAACAUCGGUCGCCCUUUUCAUUGACGUCAGAAGCAAAAUGGUCGACCAUAAAGGUAUAUAGAUCGACCACUUGAUGGCAGUCAUUAACAAAAUGAUCGACCAUUUACAGAAGGAGUUCGACUAGAUAGAAGAGAAGUGUUGUAUACAUUUAUCCAUCAUCAUUUGACGUAAAAUGAAGAUCAUGUGUUGGUUUCGGGGUCGACCGAAUAUAAGAAAAUCAACUUAUGCCCUGCUUCUUUUUUGCUUAUGUAUGUUGAUGUAGGUGGUUCUUUUGCUCGUACAAAUUACAUUUCAAACCAGCAUAAUUAGUCAUAAAUAGUGAUAACAAGGGCUCAUAACUUCCACAUGGUCAACCUCUUGAAUCACGUACAGCAGCAACCGCAAAGGAUCUUCUUCACAAAAGCUCUAACCGUAAAAAAAAAACAUAUUUCAGAGUUUCGGUGGCGGUGAAGGUGACAUAUUUUCGUAUUUAUAGAUAUUUAGGACGAGAAUGAGUCGAAUUAAGUGGUAGAUAAGUUAGGGUUACCUUUCUGGUGUUGGAAUCCUUAUCCAAUACGGAUGCGGUGUGCACGCGGUCGACCUCGUACUUAUGCGGUUGACCUCAGUUAAUCAAAAUGGUUGGCCUAUGAGGUAUUUGGGUCAACCUUUCAUUCUGUUCGCUUCCCAAAGAGGUCGACCAUUUGCUAUAAAAGGUCAACCGCGUCGUUGAACCUCACAAAACUGAAACGACAAAUUAGGUCGACCUAAUCUUAUAUAAGGUAGACCUAAAAGUGCAGAUUAGGUCGACCUAAUGCUAUAUGAGAUCGACCUAAAAAUGCAAGUUACGGUGACCUGCAUGUCACCGUGGCAAAGUCCUAAAGAAAAUUAAUAACAAGCUAGCACAAAAAAAAACAAAAAAUGUUACAAUCCACUAUUUAACAAUUUCUAACUAUUGAGAUAUUUGAAAUCAAUACAAGAUUAUCUUUUAUAAAAAAAAUCUAAAAAAAAUAUUUGAAAACAUAUCCACAUUUACAAAAUGAAUUGUUUUUCAAAUUUACCAUGCAAAACAACCUAAGUGGCCAUGAGAACUUAGUUAGGCGACUUUAUACACAUUAAAGCACUCCAUCAGACUAUCUCAUUGGUCUGGCUCUCUGUUCGUUGAGUAUCUUCUUAUUAUAUAUUAUGGUUGUUCGAAAACAACUUCUUGCCACAUGACAUAAGCACUUGAAGAAUUCACAAGUUGUCAAGGUGGAUAAUUUUUGUUCAAGCAAAAAAGUUAGUUAAUGGCCUAUUUAUGGAGUUAUCUCUCUCUUCUUUUAAUGAUGUUUUCUUUUAUUCAAUAAUAUUUUUUAAUUUUUAUAUUAUAUCUAUGUUUGUAGAAAAAGACUAGUAUUAAUUAUAAAAAAAGACUAAUGUUUGUAGAGUGAUAUAUCACAUUUAUUUAAACAAAAAAAUAUCUUACUAAACGUGAUCAAGUGAAUUUUCUAUUGUUUUUUACAGAAACUAAAUAAUAAGUUAUAUGUUAUUGAAAAUUUUAAACAAACACACACAUAAACAAUAAUAUUUUCAUCGAUUAAACAAAAUAUAACGAUGGAAAUAUAACCAUGGUCGCAGGUACCCAAUCGUCUCCGACCCAGUCAAUAUGGGGAAUCUCCGCAUUGAUUGGGUAUGGGAAAAACCCGCAAUUUUUUUUGAUGGAGAUGGGCGGAGAUGAGUUUGUAAAUCCUUCCACCGUAUGGGUAUGGGGGCGGGUAUGAGUUUAGGUAUUUGAAAAUUGGGAUGGUGAUGGUUUAGGCAUACCCGCCCCAUUACAAUCCCUACUCUUAUUUCUAAUUAAUAUAUCUAUAAAAUAAAAUAAGUAUUAUAUAAUAAAAGGUCUGAAUAGAAACUUGAUGAUGUACAAGUAUUAUAUGGCAUGUGAGUGUUAGAGAAAUCUUUGUUGACGAUGUAAGAUAAACAUUAUGUUUCAUCAACCACAGACCUAGCAUUAAUCAAACAUGGGUUGACAAUUUUUGUUUAAUAGUUGAAUGUCUUCUACAUUAAAAGCCUUCAUAGUUAGAAGAUUCUAAUAAGUCAUUUGGUUGCAUGGGUUGUGAGUAUGUGACUCCAUACUUAAUUUUGGCGGAAAAAAAUUAUCAUGUCAAAGUGUCGAAACAAAAAUGUUAGUUUGCAACAGUAAGCAAUAUGUAUUUAGAUCGAAUUAUCCUAUCCACAAAUUUUUUUUUGUGUAUUCCAUAGAACGAGGUGUGUUCAGAGGUUUUAAUUAGGGUUAAAAAACAAAGUAAAAUCUUUAUAUACGUUUAGAUAUUAACAAUAGAUGUGUCUAUAAUACAUCCAAGGAUUCAUCCGUGUGAAAUGUCACAAUGUUUGUAUGAGUUUUUUUUUUUAAAUCAACUUUGUCAAAAAAAUAAUAAUUUGAUUCUUUAAAUGAUACGACGUUUCUAAUGCACUUAUAUCUAUGCGCAUUGUAGUUGUUGACAUGAUUUAUCAAUUAUUAAGAUAUAUAAUGCAAAUUUUUGUUCCAGAUGUAACACCAAAAAUAAGGAAAAUUUUGUAAAUUCACAUUUAAAAAGUUGGAAAGUUAUGCACUAAAGGAUCAUGUUAAGACGAGAAACCUUAAAAGUGUGUAAGAGUGUCUUGGUUUGAGAUUCUUACAAGCCAACAUGUAGACAACAACCAUGGGUUGAAGGUUACUACAAAUUUCAAGAAUUAGCAAUUGGUACAUAUUGAGUCAAUAAAAUUUAAUAGCUACACCUUUCAGAAUUUUUCAAUAUUUAACAAAAUCUUUUGUAUUAAAUCUUUUGUAUCACAUCAAAAUAUUAAUCAUUUUUCUGUUAUUUUUAAUAAUUUUUUAAAUCUUUUCUUAAUUAAAAUACAAUUUUUUUUGAAAGGUAUAACUAUUAAAUUUUGCUAACAAAAAUGCUAACGGGGUUAACGUUUGGCUAAUAAUUUUAAAGUUUGGUUAAUAAAUUAUAUUUACUCUAUUAUAUAAGAUACUAAAUUUGAUUGUCUUGAUAGACAAAUUUAAACAUAAGAUCCUCAGCAGAGACUUCAUGAACAUUCACAUAAAAAUGAGUUAAGAUUAGAUAAGUUGAUCAUCGUAAGGAGUAUGGCGUGUGUCAAGUUUCACUUGGGAUAAACUCAUUUUAUCCAAUAAUCAAGUAUUUCUAUCCAAUAAUCUUGACUCUUAAUAAUUGUUUGAGAGUUUGUCCUAACUCGAGAAUCACAAAUUGUUAUAUGUUUUCUAAUAUUAGAAAUUUGAGUGGCUUGGUUGACAAACUCUUGUAUAUAUUCUAAAUGUGACGUUAUAAACCUUUAAAAUAUGAAUUAUGAUUGGAGAAUCGAAACCUAUGAACAUCACAGGUGGGUGUGCUAAAUAUUGAGAAUUUUUAAUAUGAACAUAUAGCAUACUCACUUAUGAAGUGUGAGCAUAACUGGGUGUGCUAAAUAUUGAGAAUUUUUUAUAUGAACAUAUAGCAUACUCACUUAUGAAGUGUGAGCAUAAAAAAGUUAGAAGAUUAAAAAAGUUUUAAACAUAUACAUAAUUAAUUUCUAUAAAUGAUAAAAUGAAAUUUUUCGGCCAACGGGCCGGGUAAAAAACUAGUAAACAGAAUAGGGCAACUCAUUUGCACUUGAUGGAUAAGUAUGAUUUUAUUUCAUGUUUGGCUAAUCUUUAUAUUUGGAUCUUAGUUCCCUUCUGAUCUAAUUAAAAAAAAAACACUAUGCCCACAUUGCAUUUAAUAAAAUAUUUAACCAACUUUGUCCUAACUCCUAUCAACCGUAGCUCAUUGCAAUUGACAAAUUGCACGAUUAGUUUUCGUAUUAGUUUAUCCCUUAGACAGCAAAUCUUUGAACUGGCAAUUCUACCUAACAAAAUAGUUCUUUCAACUCUUUCAAUAACGUUUCUUUGAUUAGCAGCACCAAAAAGUUGGACUUUAACACCUCUGUUUUUGUUACUUUAUCACCUUAUUAUGUGUUUUUAAUAUUGAGCCAGUCUCAUUUGCUUUUAUAUACUGCCACCAUAUCAUUUUAUCUUAUUCUUAUUAAGUAUUAACGAAGCCUUGGAUGUCGCAAUUUGUGAGCAUGCAUAUUCCCAUUAACAACCAAUUAAAAUAACACUAAACUCUGGCAACUGGCAAGUUCUUGUCAAUCGUGAUGGUGAAGUGGGGAAUUUAAAGGAGAUAAAUGUUUGGUAGCAAUUUAAUUCCCACCAAGUACUUGCUGGCAUUGUACAAUCUAGUUUAUUAAGCUUUUGGUCAUUGGGUCGAAGACGACAUCAGUUCUAUAAGUAAUGUCGGUACGUUAAUAAAACAAUUGAGAAAUAAUAUACAUGCUAACCUCAAAAAAUACAUUUCACAUUAGUGAGAAUUUUUCCUUCUAUUAGCCUAAAACGGAUAAUUUCCUCGAUUUAUUUUCUUCUAAAUUAAAACAAGAUAGAAUCGGAUCAUCUUGACUGAAUGAUUCAUAAUACAAUCAACCUAAUAUUCUGGAUAACAAGUACAGCUAAUUAGUUUGGAGUGAUGCCAAAGACUCUACCAGAAAUUUCAUCUAACACCACCAAAACCCUACAUCCUUUGUAAUAAACAAAUCCCAAAACCCUACCACUCACAUAUAUGGACAGCAAAAAUCAGACCCCCAAAUCCAAAAUAAACUAUAAAAAAAAUAUGUAACCUAUGUCUUCCUCCCCCCCAAGUCACAUUCAACGACGACGAAUAUGUAACGAAUAUAUACGAGUGAAUGUGAAUACUGACUAUACCACCAACCUGAGCUUUCCUUUGUCGCCUUUGGUGCCUUCCAGCCAUUGCCAUACCCCACCCCUUUCCCCAAACUCUCUAAAAUACUCCCCUCCCCUGCUCUCACAUUUCACAAUCCCAAUUCCCCUAACAAAAGAAAAAAUGCAGCUUUCCUCCAUUUCCCACCUUCUUCUUCUUCUUCCAAUUGUUCUCUGCGUUCAACCCUUUCUACCCUGCCUAACAGCUCUCACUUCCCCACAAGACGUUUCGGCUCUCAAAGCUCUGAAAUCGGCCAUCUCCCCUGCCUCCAUCCCGCCUUGGUCCUGCCUCGCCUCCUGGGACUUCGCCGCGGCUGACCCAUGUUCCCUCCCUCGCCGCACCCACUUCGUCUGCGGCGUCGCCUGCUCCCCUGACUCCACCCGGGUCACCCAACUCACCCUCGACCCGGUCGGCUACUCGGGCCAGCUCACCCCGCUCGUCUCCCACCUCACCGCCCUCCUAACCCUCGACCUCGCCGACAACUACUUCUCCGGCCAGAUUCCCGCCUCCAUCGGUUCAAUCGCCUCCCUCCAGUCCCUGACCCUGCGCUCCAACUCCUUCUCCGGCCCGAUCCCCGCCGCUGUGACCACCCUCAAGCUGGUCGAGUCGGUGGACCUGUCGCGGAAUCGGCUGGAAGGUGGGAUUCCCAAGGGGCUGGAUUCGAUGCUCAAUUUGAGGCGUUUGGAUCUCAGCUACAACAAAUUGACCGGUUCGGUCCCCAAACUGCCGCCCAAUUUGCUGGAGCUGGCGGUCCGGGCGAACUCGCUGACCGGCCCGCUCGCGAAAUCGUCGUUCGAGCGGGCGGCCCAGCUGGAGGUGGUGGAGCUCGGGGAGAACUCGCUGGGCGGAACGGUGGAGGCGUGGUUCUUCCAGCUGCCGGCGAUCCAGCAGGUCAAUCUGGCGAAUAACAGCCUGACGCGUGUCGUGGUGCCCAGGGCUUCCGGAAAUAAUGCCGCCGGCCAGCUGGUGGCGGUGGAUCUCGGGUUCAACGAGAUCGAAGGGGAGGUUCCCGCGAAUUUCGCCGGGUUUCCGAGUUUGUCGGCUUUGUCGCUGAGGUACAACAAGCUACGUGGCAGGAUCCCGUUGGAGUACAGCAGGAAGAAGAGCUUGAGGAGGUUGUUCCUGGAUGGGAAUUACUUGAUCGGGAAGCCGCCGGCGGGUUUCUUCGGCAGUGGGGCGGCGGUGGCGGCGGGUAGUUUGGGGGAUAAUUGCCUGGAAGGGUGUCCAGGGUCGUCGCAGCUUUGUAGUCCGUCGCAGAAGUCGAGUGAAGUUUGUAAGCAAGCUUAUGGCGGCAGGAAACCGAGGUCCUAGUUUUUUUUUUUCUUUUUUUGUUUCAAUGUAUAAUAUUGUUACCAAGUACGGAAGUACCAACCACAUUGGAUUGAUUUUAGGGAUGGGGAAAAUAAAUAAUGAUAAUAAAGGGAGGUUAAUUAGUACAUAUCUCCUAAUCUUAGUAUGUGGAGAUUAGUUCUGUAGAUAACGCUUUUGUGUGUAUUUAAUAGUUGAGGUAAUGAAAUGUAUGUUUUAAA
Molecule: messenger RNA, 11627 nt
Organism: Linum trigynum
Lineage: Eukaryota; Viridiplantae; Streptophyta; Magnoliopsida; Malpighiales; Linaceae
Source: the annotation of a GenBank genome assembly